Messenger RNA from Rhincodon typus (whale shark), 1570 nucleotides. Its product is annotated as non-histone chromosomal protein HMG-14-like. The record is from RefSeq and is a predicted model, not a curated record. NCBI's taxonomy places the organism in Eukaryota, Metazoa, Chordata, Chondrichthyes, Orectolobiformes, Rhincodontidae. The coding region runs from base 331 to 630 and encodes 99 amino acids. The transcript is spliced from 6 exons.
UAGGUUUCACCACGCCUUUGUUGAAGACAGCAAAACGUUUAGAAAACAAGAAUACGAGACAGCUUCCAAUCAGCAUCGCUGCUCUGCACGCCCCCCUCAACCCAAACAUCAAACAGCUCGCACAGAGCGGGUCACCAAUCAACUCGCUGGAUAUGGUUUGAAUGCAUGUUAAUAGGCUACGAUAGCCAAUCGGCGCUCAGGACUCGCCAUCAUGAUCGGUGAUAUUGAGUAAAGGAACGAAUCUGGUUCGAACUAGUUGGUUUGGAUGUAUUAACGUUCUAUAGUUGUAUUGUAACAAGGUAAUAUAUAUUUUAAACAAACCCUCCAAACAUGCCUAAGAAGGCGUCGCUACCACCACCUAGUCAUAUGCAAUUGAGGAAGAGAAGUAUAAAACCACCCAAUGAAAACCCAAAAAAGAAACCGACUCCUCAAAAAAAAACCAAGGCCAGAACAGCAAAAGCAAAUCCUCCACAAGCUAAUCAAGAAGCCACUGAUGAUUCUGUACCUGCAGAAAAUGGUGAACGGAAAAACAAUGAGGAGGAAGACUGGCAUUUGCGUACUACACAUCAGUCAGCAUUUCUUGAAAUGUAUCAAGCGGAGAUCACCAGUACAUGGACACUGAAAAAAUGAAGGAGAUGUAUUACUGUUUUCAAUUAAAAAAAAAAAUUGUCAUCUGUUAUUAACAGAAAUAGUAAAUGCUGAUUGCUUACAUUUUGAAAUUCCUUACAUUGAGAGAGAAAUAAAUGGUAAGAGAUGGAUUAAUGCAAAUACAAAAAAGCAUUGAUAGUUUUUAUUGAAAUAAUUUAUGUUGACAAGAUCGGUUAUGCCAUAAUUGAUCGUGUUCCCACCUCUAAAUCUCCAAAUUCCAGGUUAAAUCACCAAACCAAUAUUUCAGCAGAAAAAAAGACUGACACACUAGUGUACUACUAAAGGGAUGCUGCACUGUUGGAAGUGCCAUCUUUUGGAUCAGCUAUUAAACUUAGGCAUCAUCUACGUGCUUUAUUGGAUAUAAAGAAACCAUGGUACUAUUUUAAAGAAGUGGUAUGAAGGGAUUAUCCCUGAUGUCUUGGCAAAUGUUUUAAAAAUAACUAUCUGGUCAUUGUCACAUUGUGUGUGGAAGUUGAUGGAGUACAUAUUGGCUGCUAUGUUUCCUGACCAUACUUCCUUUAAAUACUCCAUUGGUUAUAAAGUGCUUUGAGAGGUCCUGUGAUCAUGAAAAAGAGCUAUAUAAAUGUAAGUCUUUCCUUCUUUGAGUCUGUGUUCUGAAUUAGUCCUCAUUCUCUUACUUAGUUUUAUCUGAUGACUACGCUUUUUGGGCAAGGAAUUUCAGAGCAGCUUUUCUAGGUCUGCCACCAGAAUUUUUCUGCAAAUACAAUAGAAACCAUAAUUAGAUGGGUCGACUCUGAGGAAGUUAUUAGCCUUGGUCUUGACUUUAUAGUUUGUCUUCUAAGACGUGUAAGUGCAAAGUUCUGGGAAAGUAAAUAGUACAGACAUCCGAUCUGUCACUACUAUGAAAGUCUUUCUCUUUGCCUUUGUGAAAAUGGAGAUAAUGAUAGAAGGUAUAGUUCCA